Molecule: messenger RNA, 1569 nt
Organism: Penicillium angulare
Lineage: Eukaryota; Fungi; Ascomycota; Eurotiomycetes; Eurotiales; Aspergillaceae
Gene: dbp8
Product: ATP-dependent RNA helicase DBP8
Exons: 2
Coding region: 1-1569 (522 amino acids)
Molecular function (GO): nucleic acid binding; RNA helicase activity; ATP binding
Source: RefSeq, a predicted model, not a curated record
AUGGCGCCCUUAGAAGAUGAUUUGAGGUCCGAGGACUCUGAAGUAUCUGACGUCUCAGAUCAAGAACAACCCGACACUGAAGAUCGCGCCCCGAAGCGUCGACGUCUCUCCGAGUCCUCCGCCUCCGACGAUGGUUAUGUUGCGCCAGCACCUCUCCCCGCUCUCUCGCGUAUCAAGAAGAAGGACGAUAGCGCAAAGAAGUCCGGCUCUCAAGAUGAAGAGGAGCCUGUGUUAAUUAAGGAUGCUCUUGAGAUUGGUCUGCGGGCUGAAGAGUCCACUUUCGGUGCUCUAGGCGUCUCGCCUUGGCUUGUUGGAUCUUUGACUACUAUGGCUAUUCGCCGGCCUACCGCUAUUCAGAAGGCGUGUAUUCCUGAGAUCGUAAAGGGACGGGAUUGUAUUGGUGGAAGUCGAACUGGUUCCGGAAAGACAAUUGCGUUUGCUGUUCCUAUCAUGCAAAAAUGGGCUCUGGAUCCUUUUGGAAUCUUUGCUCUGAUCUUGACUCCUACCAGGGAGCUUGCAUUGCAAAUUUUCGAGCAGUUCAAGGCUAUCUCCGCACCACAGAGCAUGAAGCCUAUCCUUAUCACCGGUGGUACCGAUAUGCGCCAACAAGCAACGGCACUUGCAUCGCGUCCUCACGUCGUCAUCGCAACUCCCGGUCGUCUGGCCGAUCAUGUCAGAACCUCGGGGCAAGACACAAUUGCAGGACUGGGACGUGUCAAAAUGAUCGUGAUGGAUGAAGCAGAUCGACUUCUCGCCAGUGGACCAGGAAGCAUGCUACCGGACGUAGAAACAUGUCUUUCAGCCCUCCCACCCUCAGCAGAGCGCCAGACCCUCCUUUUCACAGCUACCUUAACCCCCGAAGUACGCGCUUUGAAAGACAUGCCCCGUCCAGAGAACAAGCCGCCUAUCUUCGUGACCGAGAUCUCUACCGAGAACCAAGGAAAUAUCCCCCCAACGCUUAAAGUGACAUACCUCCAAGUACCAAUGACACACCGUGAAGCCUUCCUGCACGCGCUUCUUUCUACCGAAGAAAAUGUCACCAAGCCCGUUAUCAUUUUCUGCAAUCAUACGCGAACAACGGAUUUAUUGGAGCGUACUCUGCGCCGCCUUGGUCAUCGCGCUGCUUCCCUUCACAGUCUCCUUCCACAAUCGGAGCGUACGUCUAACCUUGCUCGGUUCCGUGCUGCUGCGGCUCGUGUUCUUGUCGCUACAGAUGUUGCUUCUCGUGGUCUCGAUAUUCCAUCAGUUGAGCUAGUUAUUAACUUCGAUGUACCCCGUAACCCGGAUGACUAUGUGCACCGUGUUGGUCGUACAGCCCGUGCGGGACGAUCCGGUGAGGCUAUCACAUUAGUUGGACAACGUGAUGUUGAGCUGGUGCUUGCUAUUGAAGCUCGUAUUGGUCGCCAGUUGGAGGAGUUCGCGCAAGAAGGCGUGAAUAUUGAAAGCCGUGUUGUGCGAACUGGCUUAUUGAAGGAUGUUGGUGCGGCGAAGCGUGAUGCUAUGGGGGAGAUUGAAGAGGGUCGUGAUGUAUUGGGUCGGAGGCGUAACAAGUUGAAGAAGGUGCGGUGA